Molecule: messenger RNA, 1136 nt
Organism: Drosophila yakuba
Lineage: Eukaryota; Metazoa; Arthropoda; Insecta; Diptera; Drosophilidae
Gene: Cp7Fc
Product: activating signal cointegrator 1 complex subunit 2 homolog
Exons: 2
Coding region: 34-1014 (326 amino acids)
Source: RefSeq, a predicted model, not a curated record
UGGAUUCCAUGGGAGCCGGGGCCCUCAGUCGAAAUGGCAGCCGACGGCAGUUGGCCUAUACUACUCUUGUUGGUCGCCACACAGGCCAUCAUUAUUCACGCACAGAAUCCGAGUGAGUCCACGCCCAGCCCCGAAGAGGAGUACAAUGUAAGCACCACGCCGGUUGCGUCGCUGGAAGAGACCACCGAUCGCUCGGCUGCGCGGGUUGAGCCAUACGAGAAGGGCGAUCGGGAGCAGUACGAUGUGAUCGAUGUGGCCAGCGCCACGGGCACGGUGUUGGGCAAGCCCAAGAGUGGCCACACCACUAGGAUCUACACCACCGGCGAGGUGGACGAGAGCUUCUGGCUGAAGCAUCUGGGCGAUGACUUCAAACACGCCAUCCAUCUGCAGGUGGGCGGCACCAACGAGGAGUACAAUCGUUUGAUCAACCGCACACAGAACGGUGUCCAUGAGGAGGUGCAUCACGAGUACUUGCCGGGUGCCGAGCGUCCAGGCAGCGCAGUUCAUCCGCCAUCUCCGCUGCCGGCGCCACGCCAAUCCCGUCCAGCUUAUCGCCAGGGUUUCGAUCACCGAGCCGUGGCCAUGAAACAGCAGUAUCUCAGCCAGCAGUCACAUCCUGCCCAGCAGCGCUAUAACUAUGCCCACCAGCAUGCACAACACUAUGCACCACCACCACCACCUCCACCUCAAACACAACCACAAUACCCACAACACACAGCACACAGAAACAUUAACGCCAAGCCCCAGAAUUAUGGGCCCCAGAAUUAUGAGCCCCCGAGUUAUGAGCCGCAGAGUUACAAGCCCCAGAGUUAUAUCAUCAACUCUAGCGAGGAUCAGCUGCAUGCCGAGCAAUCGAACCCCUCGCCGGCCAAAUCAGCUGGAGAGGAUCGGGCCCAACACGAGGAGGAGUUGGACUCCUUUGGCGGCCAACUCAACUUUAAGUCACCCUUCAAUGACUACGGCAGUCGACCCACACGAGAUCUCACCUACCUUCUCUAUAAACGGGGUCUCUAGAAGUGAACUCCACGUCAUGCCAAACCAAAGACUUGCGGCCUCCACUCCAUUGAGUUCUAUAAAUGGGGCUGAGCCACUCACACCACCCAUGCAUACACACCACUCAACACACACCACUCAAC